Messenger RNA from Sodiomyces alkalinus F11, 7289 nucleotides. Its product is annotated as pre-mRNA-splicing factor brr2. The transcript is spliced from 2 exons. The coding region runs from base 207 to 6863 and encodes 2218 amino acids. Gene Ontology annotation, molecular function: nucleic acid binding; ATP hydrolysis activity; ATP binding. Lineage: Eukaryota; Fungi; Ascomycota; Sordariomycetes; Glomerellales; Plectosphaerellaceae. Gene Ontology annotation, cellular component: nucleus. The record is from RefSeq and is a predicted model, not a curated record.
CUCGAUUUCUCGCGGGCAACAUCUCAAUUGCCUGGUCUUUUCAGUCUUUCAUCCUCACCUCCAACCUUACUCUACACGCUCCGACGCGCACGCAUAUUUGGGUUUCGGCACAGGGUUCGCCGCUUUGAGCGAAUUCCCUGAAUUCCUUCAUCCCCCCCAAGUCAAAACCGACCCAUGGAAGACGGUGAAUCCGGAAAUCAGCAAUCAUGUCGAACCCACAACGCGACAUCUCCCAGUACAAGUACUCGGCCAUGUCCAACCUGGUUCUCCAGGCGGACCGGCGUUUCGUCUCUAGGCGAAACGACGAGCCGACGGGCGACCCCGAGUCACUUGCUGGGAGGUUAAGUAUUCGCGACAUGGGCAAUCGUGUCGCCCGUGACGCGGCCCCCAAACAGAAGAAGGCGCCAGGCCUGCCCGAAGUCGAACGCGGCGGAUUGCAAGAGGGCGAAGAUGUGCUUUUGCGCGAGCAACGGAAAAGGAAAGCCGAUGCGGCGCAACUCAGAGGGACUGGCGUCCUGGGAACGACCGACUUUGCCAUCGAGGGCCUCACAUACCGACCACGCACCCCCGCCACCCGGGCCACGUACGAGCUGAUCUUGAAGAUCGUUGCCGACAAUCUUGGCGAUGUACCACAAUCGGCCGUGUUGAGCGCAGCAGACGUCAUCUUGGAGUUCCUCAAAGACGAUGACCUCAAGGACAGCGAGAAGAAGAAGGAGGUGGACGAUAUGCUAGGGGUAUCUCUCAAUCCCAAGCAGUUCAACGAACUUGUCAACCUAGGCAAGAAGAUCACCGACUACGAUGCACAAGACGAGGACGAGAACAUGCAAGAUGGCACGGCAGAAGAGGCGGAUGGCGACAUGGACGACCGGCAAGGUGUGGCUGUCGUGUUCGAAGACGAGGACGACGACGAAAACGCCAUCACCCAUGAAGUCCGGGACGUGUCAUCAGAAGAGGAAGAUAAUGCAGACGAGGGGGAGGAGGAGGAUGAGAAUAAACCGGACUCUGGAGAGGAUGCCGACGAGCCAGGACUGGGCGACGACGCCAUGGUCAUCGACUCAGCCCAGACCAAAAAUGCGAAGGAAGGAAAAGAGACGAGGAUAGUCCCAGCAAGGGACGUCGAUGCCUUCUGGUUACAGAGACAGAUCGGAAAGCUCUAUUCGGAUCACCACGAACAGGUCGACAAAGCGACAGAAGCGCUCCGCAUCCUAUCGGGAGAGCCGGACGAACCGGGGGGCGAGGAGAAGCCGCUUCGGGAGAUCGAGAAUGACCUGAUGGAGCUCUUUGACUACGAACACCACACCUUGGUGCAACUUCUGAUCGAGAACCGGGAAAAGGUGGUCUGGCUCACGCGUCACGCCAAAGCGGAUACGGAUGAAGACCGCGCGGCAAUCGAACGGGAGAUGGCCUCCGAAGGUCUUCAAUGGAUCCUCAACGAAAAGUACGGUCGCAAGUCCGCUGAUCAGAAGUCUCGGAAGAUCGACAUCAAGAUGGAUAUUGAUGUUCCGCCCGAGGUGGCGGGCCAAUCGGCACCCAAGCCUGAACGCCCGGAGGCGGGACAGCUGGUCGGAGGGUUGCAACCGCGGAGGCUUAUCAACCUCGACAACCUGGUUUUCGACCAGGGUAACCAUCUCAUGACCAAUCCCAAGGUUCGGCUACCCGAAGGCUCGACGAAACGGACAUUCAAGGGUUACGAAGAGAUCCAUGUGCCCAUCCCCAAGAAGCCAGCCGACCGGACCCAAGGGCUGAUCCCCAUCACCGACAUGCCGGAGUGGUCUCGGGUUCCGUUUGGCACGACAAAAACCCUAAAUAAGGUCCAGACCAAGUGCUUCCCCACCGCUUUCGAGGACGACGGGAACAUGCUCAUCUGUGCUCCCACGGGCAGUGGGAAGACCAAUGUGGCCAUGCUCACCAUCCUCCGGGAGAUUGGCAAGAACCGCAAUCCGCAGACGGGAGAGAUCGACCUGGAUGCGUUCAAGAUCGUUUACAUCGCCCCGUUGAAGGCCCUCGUCCAGGAACAAGUUGGCAACUUCGGCAAACGUCUUGAGCCGUACGGGAUCAAGGUGUCCGAGUUGACGGGUGACCGACAACUUACCAAGCAGCAGAUCUCGGAGACGCAGAUCAUCGUCACGACUCCUGAGAAGUGGGACGUUAUCACCAGAAAGGCCACUGAUCUCACCUACACCAGCCUUGUGCGGCUCAUCAUUAUUGAUGAGAUCCAUCUGCUCCAUGACGAACGUGGUCCCGUCAUUGAGAGCAUUGUGAGCAGGACGAUUCGAAAGACGGAACAGACCGGCGAGCCAGUUCGCCUUGCUGGUCUGUCAGCGACCUUGCCGAACUACCGAGACGUCGCCAGCUUCCUUCGCGUCGAUACAGCAAAAGGGUUGUUCCACUUUGACAGCUCCUACCGGCCUUGCCCCCUGCGCCAGGAAUUCGUCGGUGUGACGGAUCGCAAGGCGAUCAAGCAGCUCAAGACGAUGAACGACGUUACCUACAACAAAGUGAUAGAGCAUGUUGGGCAGAACCGGAAUCAGAUGCUCAUCUUCGUCCACUCGCGCAAGGAGACGGCGAAGACGGCGCGGUAUAUCCGCGACAAGGCGCUCGAGCUGGACACCAUCAACCAGAUCUUGCGCCAUGACGCCGGCAGCCGCGAAGUUCUCAACGAGGCCGCGAGUCAGGCGACCGACAGGGAGCUCAAGGAUCUCUUGCCCUACGGUUUCGGUAUCCAUCAUGCUGGCAUGAACCGAAUCGACCGGACGGACGUCGAAGACUUGUUUGCCCGAGGCGCCAUUCAGGUUCUUGUCUGCACCGCGACCCUUGCCUGGGGUGUCAACCUACCCGCCCACUCCGUCAUCAUCAAAGGCACGCAGGUGUACUCCCCCGAGAAGGGUAGCUGGGUUGAGCUCAGCCCCCAGGAUGUUCUGCAGAUGUUGGGGCGUGCUGGUCGGCCCCAGUUCGACACGUAUGGCGAGGGCAUCAUCAUCACCACGCAAAGCGAGAUCCAAUACUAUCUGUCCUUGCUGAACCAGCAGCUACCGAUUGAGAGUCAGUUUGUCAGCAAACUGGUGGACAACCUCAACGCCGAGAUUGUCCUGGGUAACGUGCGGUCGAGAGAUGAGGGCGUCGAAUGGCUCGGCUACACGUACCUCUUCGUCCGGAUGCUGCGCUCGCCGGGGCUGUACCAGGUUGGUGCCGAGUACGAGAAUGAUGAGGCGUUGGAACAGAAGAGAGUAGACCUCAUACAUUCCGCGGCUUCCGUCCUCAAGAAAUCCAACCUCGUCAAGUACGACGAGAAGACGGGCAGGCUUCAGGCGACGGAACUCGGGCGUAUCGCCUCCCAUUACUACAUCUCGUACGGUUCUAUGGAUACGUAUAACAACCUCAUCCAGCCCUCCAUCACCACCAUUGAACUUUUCCGAGUCUUCUCUCUCAGCGCCGAAUUCAAAUACAUCCCUGUCCGACAGGACGAGAAGCUCGAGCUGGCGAAACUGCUGGGCCGUGUGCCCGUCCCGGUCAAGGAGAGCAUCGAAGAGCCUCACGCCAAGAUCAACGUCCUUCUCCAAGCGUACAUCUCCCGACUCAAGUUGGAAGGCCUCGCUCUCAUGGCAGACAUGGUAUACGUCACGCAGUCGGCAGGUCGUAUCUUGCGUGCGAUUUUCGAGAUCACGUUGAGGAAAGGCUGGGCCUCGGUAGCGAAGACGGCGCUGGACCUUUGCAAGAUGGCCGAGAAGCGCAUGUGGCCGACCAUGUCGCCGCUGCGCCAGUUCCACACCUGCCCUAGAGAGAUCAUCCAGAAGGCCGAGAGGAUGGAAGUGUCCUGGGACAACUACUUCGACUUGGAUCCGCCGCGGAUGGGCGAACUGCUGGGGAUGCCCAAGGCCGGGAGGACGGUGUGUGCGCUUGUUGCCAAGUUCCCCAGGCUCGACGUGCAGGCCCAGGUACAACCCCUGACCAGGUCGAUGCUCCGCGUUGAGCUCAGCAUCACACCCAACUUUGAAUGGGACGACGACCUCCAUGGUCCCGCCGAGAGCUUCUGGAUCGCGGUGGAAGAUUGCGACGGCGAGGACAUUCUAUACUACGACCAGUUCCUGCUGCGCAAGGAGUACGCAGUCUCCGAGUCCAACGAGCACAUCGUCGACUUUACCGUCCCCAUCACCGACCCGAUGCCGCCGAAUUACUUCAUCUCCGUCAUCUCCGAUCGCUGGAUGCACUCCGAGACGAGGCUUCCCGUGUCGUUCCACAAGCUCAUCCUCCCCGAAAAGUUCCCUCCUCACACCGAACUUCUCGAACUCCAGCCCCUGCCCGUCUCGGCCUUGAAAGUCAAGGAGUACGCGAGAUUGUAUCCAGACUGGGACCACUUCAAUCGCAUCCAGACGCAGACAUUCAAAUCUCUCUACGAAACCGACCAGAACGUGUUCGUCGGCGCACCCACCGGGAGCGGCAAGACGGUUUGCGCCGAAUUUGCGCUGAUGCGCCACUGGUCGAAGCAGAAUAAUACGGCUGCAGACGGCCAGGCUGGACGUGCGGUGUACAUCGCGCCUUACCAAGAAUUGGUUGAUAUCCGCCUGGAAGACUGGCGGAAGAGGCUCGGCCCGCUGCGCGGCGGCAAGACGAUCGAGAAGCUCACGGGCGAGACCGCGACGGACCUGAAGAUCCUGAAGUCGAGCGAUCUGAUCCUCGCGACGCCGAUCCAGUGGGAUGUGCUCUCGCGGCAGUGGAAGCGGCGGGUCGAGGUGCAGACGGUGGAGCUGUUCAUCGCCGACGAAAUUCAUCUGCUGGGCGGCCAGCAGGGGUACAUCUACGAGUCGGUCGUGUCGAGGAUGCACUACAUCAGGAUGCAGACGGAGCGUCCCAUGCGUAUCGUCGCCUUGAGCGUGUCCCUGGCCAACGCGAGGGACCUCGGCGAGUGGAUUGAUGCCAAGAAGCAUGAUAUUUACAACUUCAGCCCUCACGUCCGAGCCGUUCCCCUCGAACUUCACAUCCAGUCGUACACGAACCCGCACUUCCCGUCGUUGAUGCUUUCCAUGGCUAAGCCUACAUACUUGGCCAUCACGCAAAUGUCACCCGACCGACCUGCUCUGGUCUUCGUGCCGAGUCGCAGGCAGACUAGGGCGACGACACGGGACCUCCUAGCCACCUGUUUCGCCGACGACGACGAAGACCGGUUCCUGCACGCCGAUGUCGAGCAGAUGCGGCCGCUCCUCGACCGAAUCAACGAGGAGGCGCUGGCGGAAGCGCUCUCGCACGGUAUCGGGUACUACCACGAGGCCCUGAGCCAGAGCGACAAGCGGAUCGUGAAGCAUCUCUACAACCACGGCGCCAUCCAAGUGCUCGUCGCAUCUCGGGAUGUGUGCUGGGAACUCGAUUGCACGGCUCAUCUGGUGGUGGUGAUGGGCACGCAGCACUUUGACGGGCGCGAGCAUCGCUACGUCGACUACCCGGUGAGCGAGGUGCUGCACAUGUUCGGCAAGGCGCUCCGGCCGGGCAAGGACGGCAGAGGUCGCGGUGUCCUGAUGGUGGCGGCGGUGAAGAGGGAGUACUACAAGAAGUUCCUGAACGAGGCGCUGCCCGUCGAGUCUCACUUGCACAACUACCUGCACGACGCGUUCGUGACGGAGAUCAGCACGCGGCUGAUCGCGAGCGGCGAGGACGCCAUCAACUGGACGACGUUCACGUACUUUUACCGGCGACUGCUGGCGAACCCCAGCUACUACAACCUCACGGACACGACGCAGGACGGCCUCAACGACUACAUGUCGGACCUCAUCCAGACGACACUCACAGAACUGCAAGAGUCCAAGAUCAUCGAGCUCGACGACGACGACGGCACGGUGAUCCCGCAGAACGCGGCGAUGAUCGCGGCGUACUACAACAUCUCGUACAUCACGAUGCAGACGUUCCUGCUGUCGCUGAGCGCCAAGACGAAGCUGAAGGGCAUCCUGGAGAUCGUGACGUCGGCGACCGAGUUCGAGGCGAUCCAGAUCCGGCGGCACGAGGAGGGCAUCCUGCAGCGCAUCUACGACCGGGUGCCGGUCAAGAUGGCGCAGCCGGCGCCCGACUCGCCGCACUUCAAGGCGUUUGUGCUCCUGCAGGCGCACUUCUCGCGGAUGCAGCUGCCGAUCGACCUGGCCAAGGACCAGGAGGUGAUCGUGUCCAAGGUGCUGAGCCUGCUGAGCGCGACGGUGGACGUGUUGUCGUCGGACGGGCACCUCAACGCGAUGAAUGCGAUGGAGAUGUCGCAGAUGGUGGUGCAGGCCAUGUGGGAUCGCGACAGCCCGCUGAAGCAGAUUCCUCACUUUACGCCCGAGGUUGUUAAGGCGGCGAACGAGUUUGGAAUCAAGGACAUUUUCGACUUCAUGGAGGCGAUGAAUCCCGAAGAGAACCCGGACUACGCGGCGCUGAUCAAGAAGCUGGGGCUGGACCAGAAACAGCUCGCGCAGGCGGCCCACUUCACCAACGACAAGUACCCGGACAUCGAGAUGGAGCACGAGGUGCUCGACGAGGACGAGAUCCGGGCGGGCGACCCGUCGCAGAUCAACGUGACGAUCCAGCGGCAGCUGGAGGAGGGCGACGAGUUCGACCCGACGGUGCACGCGCCGUUCUACCCGGCUAAGAAGCUCGAGAGCUGGUGGUUGGUGGUGGCGGAGGAGAGCAGCAGGAGCGUGCUGGGGAUCAAGCGCGUCACGGUGGGGAAGACGUUCCAGGGCAAGGUCGAGUUUAUUGUCCCGACGGCUGGGAAGCACGAUCUGAAGCUCUUCCUGAUGAGCGACAGUUAUGUCGGCGUGGAUCAGGAGAGGGAGUUUUCGGUGGAGGCGGCGGAAGGGAUGGAUGUCGACGAGGACGAGGAGGAGGAAGACGAGGAGUAGGAGGAGGAAGAAGAAGACGAGGAGUAGGAGGAGGAAGAAGAAGACGAGGAGUAGGACGGCAAUGCAAAAGAAGAAGAAGGGGGUUCUUUCCUUUUCUCUCGAAGCCGGGCUGGGGGUCGACUGGCAAUUUUGGUGGCGUGUACAGUAUGGGCGUUAUAUUGGGAAACAAUUUAUAUUUCGCAAAGAAAAGGAUCAUCUUGAGAACGCGCUUUCAUGUUGUGAUUGGGACAUGUUAGGAGGUUUGAGCCCGAGUUGUGCAGACUCUGGGUGGCGAGGGGAAGUUAAGAGGAGGCGGAAGUUAAGAGGAGGGGGGUUAAGAGGCGAGGGAAGAUGUGCCUCCAUACCCUGUCUGAUGGCUUCACAAGAGGACUGAUGGUACUACGAGUGGUACUACGGUACUGAGUACGGAUACGAAACCAUAUGAAC